Molecule: messenger RNA, 1253 nt
Organism: Manduca sexta (tobacco hornworm)
Lineage: Eukaryota; Metazoa; Arthropoda; Insecta; Lepidoptera; Sphingidae
Exons: 3
Coding region: 44-1117 (357 amino acids)
Source: RefSeq, a predicted model, not a curated record
CAGUCGAGGGAUCAUUCAAGUCGUCGACAAGAAAACAACCGACAUGAACCGCCUGGUACUCCUGUUCGCGCUGGUCGCCAUCGCCUAUGCCAGACCUGAGUCGGAUCUGAUUGAUCAAGAUGUGGGUUCUAUCGUAGGAGAUGGUGAUGAUAAACUAAGCGACGAUCAAAUCGCAGCGAGCCUUAUUCCGCCCAAACAAUCCGGUGUGGACUCCAACGUACAGGGAAUCGAAGAUGAUCUCUCAGUAAGCUUGAUUCCAGUAGAAAAUGGUGCUGCCGCCCGCAUAGGCGAUCUAAGCAAUGACGGGAACUCGGAAGAUUAUCUCAGAGCAAGCUACAUACCAAUCAAAAAUGGUGCUGCCGACCGCAUAGGCGACCUAAGCAAUGACGGGAACUCAGACUCCAACGUACAGGGAAUCGAAGAUGAUCUCAGAGCAAGCUACAUUCCAAUCAAAAAUGGUGCUGCCGACCUCAUAGCCGACCUAAGCAAUGAUGGGAACUCAGACUCCAACGUACAGGGAAUCGAAGAUGAUCUCUCAGUAAGCUUAAUUCCAGUAGAAAAUGGUGCUGCCGACCUCAUAGCCGACCUAAGCAAUGACGGGAACUCAGACUCCAACGUACAGGGAAUCGAAGAUGAUCUCAGAGCAAGCUACAUUCCAAUCAAAAAUGGUGCUGCCGACCUCAUAGCCGACCUAAGCAAUGAUGGGAACUCAGACUCCAACGUACAGGGAAUCGAAGAUGAUCUCUCAGUAAGCUUAAUUCCAGUAGAAAAUGGUGCUGCCGACCUCAUAGCCGACCUAAGCAAUGACGGGAACUCAGACUCCAACGUACAGGGAAUCGAAGAUGAUCUCUCAGUAAGCUUGAUUCCAGUAGAAAAUGGUGCUGCCGACCGCAUAGGCGACCUAAGCAAUGACGGGAACUCGGAAGAUUAUCUCAGAGCAAGCUACAUACCAAUCAAAAAUGGUGCUGCCGACCGCAUAGGCGACCUAAGCAAUGACGGGAACUCAGACUCCAACGUACAGGGAAUCGAAGAUGAUCUCAGAGCAAGCUACAUUCCAAUCAAAAAUGGUGCUGCCGGCCGCAUAGGCGAACUUAGCGACCCCAAAAGUCACCACUGAUGACAACGUCAGCCUGUAAGUUAAGGUGUUAACAUCAGAGCGUAACUAUAUUAAAUGACUAUUCAUUAUUAUGUUAACUGUUUACUUUGUUAAAUUCAUUUUGUGUUUUAUUUUUGAAAUAGAUUUUUGAAGCAUU